Messenger RNA from Parasteatoda tepidariorum (common house spider), 2518 nucleotides. RefSeq names its product BTB (POZ) domain containing 9. Lineage: Eukaryota; Metazoa; Arthropoda; Arachnida; Araneae; Theridiidae. The record is from RefSeq and is a predicted model, not a curated record.
AAAUCUCUUUCGUCACAAUUUUAACUGCAACGCUGCUACUACAACUAUAACUUUGUUGUCCUGUCAGUCGUUUUUCUAAACAGAAACUUGUGCACUUUUUAUUUCAUAUGUAUAUUUUUCCUUGAUAAUUUCUAAUUAAUUGAUAGAGAAUCCAUGGGUGGUUUUAAAUAUGAGUGAUAGUCACCAUACCCUGGGCACUUCUCCUUCUCUCGGAGAAAUAGAGCACAUCACUCAUCUUUCUGAACAUGUCGGCUCUUUGUAUUGCAAUGACGACUACAGCGACAUCACUUUAGUUAUUGAUGGCCAAAAAAUUCCUAGUCAUAAAGUGAUUUUAGCUUCUAGGAGUGAAUAUUUCAGAGCUUUGUUAUUUGGAGGCCUGCGUGAAUCUCAAGAAACUGAAGUAGAACUGAAAGGCACCUCACUCACUGCUUUCAAAGUUCUUCUGAAGUACAUCUAUACUGGUCAUAUGACAUUAGCAUCCCUCAAGGAGGAAAUGGUAUUGGAUAUUUUAGGUUUAGCUCAUCAAUAUGGUUUUGUUGAACUUGAGACAGCAAUCUCUGAUUAUUUGAAGGCUAUUCUGAAUAUACGCAACGUAUGCAUGAUAUACGACAUGGCUAAUUUGUUUCACUUGUCUUCCUUGGCCGAAGUGUGUUGUAGCUACGUGGAUCGCAAUGCACUCGACAUAAUACAUCACGAGUCUUUUCUAGCACUCUCUGCCUCUGCUUUGAAAGAAAUGAUCAGCAGAGAUUCUUUCUGUGCAUCAGAAGUGGAUAUAUUCAGGGCUGUCUGCGAGUGGGCCACCCAAAACCCCGAUGUCGAUGCCAGGGAAAUUCUGUCCGCAGUCAGGUUGCCUCUCAUGGCUCUGCCAGAACUCCUGAACGUUGUCCGACCCACGGGUUUGAUCAGCCCGGACACCAUCUUGGAUGCCAUCAAAGCCAGGACAGAGAGCCGCGACACGGAUUUGAAGUAUCGAGGAUAUUUGAUGCCUGAAGAGAAUGUAGCCUCUCCGAAGCAUGGUGCCCAGGUGUUGCAGGGUGAGCUGAGGAGUGCCCUCUUGGAUGGUGACGUCCACACGUACGACAUGGAGAGAGGUUUCACGAGGCACCCCAUAGAUGACAAUAACGGUCAGGGUAUCCUGGUGAUGCUCGGAAGGCAGUGCAUCAUCAAUCACAUGAAGAUGCUACUUUGGGACAGAGAUCAGAGGUCAUACUCUUACUACGUAGAGGUGUCUGUAGAUCAGAAAGACUGGGUAAAAGUUGUAAACCAUACAAAAUAUCUGUGUCGUUCGUGGCAGCAACUCUACUUCAAACCUCGUGUAGUUAGAUAUAUUCGAAUUGUUGGUACACAUAAUACCGUCAACAGGGUUUUCCACGUUGUGUCAUUUGAGUGCAUGUAUACAAACAGGUUUUUCAGGCUGGAAAAAGAUCUGAUUUAUCCUACUCACAAUGUGGCUACUGUGUCGGCAAGUGCUUGGGUAAUUGAAGGUGUGAGUCGUAGCAGGAAUGCACUCAUAAACGGUGAUACAGAAAAUUAUGAUUGGGACUCUGGUUACACAUGCCACCAACUGGGAAGUGGUGCUAUUGUUGUUCAGCUGGCUCAGCCAUACAUCUUAGAUUCUAUGAGGAUGUUGUUGUGGGAUUGUGAUGAUCGAAGUUACAGUUAUUAUAUUGAAGUGUCCACUGACCAACAGAAUUGGCACAUGGUCAUAGACAAAAGGAAUGAAGCAUGCAGGGCGUGGCAACUCAUUACCUUUCCUCAGAGAGCUGUUGUUUUUAUUAGAAUUGUUGGCACCCACAACACUGCAAACGAGGUCUUUCAUUGUGUCCACUUCGAAUGUCCGGCUCAAGUUCCUUCGUCUCCCAACUCUUCCAAUAGUAGUCUCGCAGAAGCUGCAAUGAACAUAGAGGAUCUAUUAAAGAAUGAGACUGUCUCACACAUAUGAAGUUAUGUUACAAACAAAAUGUUCUCCCAGGUUUUAAAUGUUUAGAAUAUGAUUUUUUUUAUAUUCCCAAAACUAGCAUUUCGUUUAACAGCGUUUUUCACCUCAAAAAACCACAAACGUGCGCGACGAGAAAUGUGAAAAAAUAAAUUAUAUCAAUUUUAUUUCUUCUUCGAAACAGUGAGACUGAGCCGAUAAAUCAAAAUUUUAAUUUUGAUUAACUUUUAUCGUCCUAUUAUUUUUGAUUCAGUUUUAAAUGGUAAUUAAGUGGGCAAUUCGAACUGAUUCUUUUUUUAAAAAAGAGACUGCGUGGAAAAUUCAUCCUACCCCUAUUUUUUUUUCUGACACUGGUUUGUUAUGUCUAAGAUUCAUUUAACAAAAAAAGUCCCUUAAAAAUGUGGUUUUUAAAAACUAUUUUAAAGUCUGUUUAUGAAGUGCUUUUUGCUUAAUGAACAUCGUUUCGAUUUCAUUUUUUAAUCUAUUUUACUGUCUCCUUUACUGCUGCAAACUUAUAUUUUUACCCCACAGCUUUGUAGUAUAAUGUACAUUUGUUCAAUAAAUUGUCUUCUUUUUUUUUAA